UCCGUUUUUGACCUAGAACUUCAGGCGGACAUCAGAAGAAGUCUUAAGACCUUAUUGAUCGUAAGCCUAAGGACGAUCGCACUAGCUGGGACGGGCAUAAAUUGUUCGUCUGGAAGGUGAGAGUCUUAGAAAGAGACUUUCUCUUGCAAUAGCAAUGCCGUGCGGACCUAGACAUGCAGCUGGAAUCGAUGCUCCCUUCGGGAUGAAGACCCCGCGUGGAACAGAAGCUACGUGCGGACCUAGGCAUCCAGCUGGAGUCGAUACUCCUUUCGGAGUGAGGACCCCGCGUGGAACAGAAGCUACGUGCGGACCUAGGCAUCCAGCUGGAGUCGAUGCUCAUUUCGGAGUGAGGACCCCGCGUGGCACAGAAGUUACGGGCGGACUUAGGCAUCCAGCUGGAGUCGAUGCUCCUGCGAAGAUAGCUUAUUCGUUGGGAGGAGAGGCUACACAUAGAUGCUCGCCUCCAGAUAGCCCGAGCCGUUUGAUAUCGGUGCCACGCCAUUUUCGGCGCGCCUUUCGCAGCGACUUUGUCGGCGUUGGUGGACCUGGACCUUCAGCCCCACCUUUAUCGCACCCCUGCAAUUGCAAAUUUUUUCCAUAUCUUUUUCUGAAGAGACUCCAACAAGUUUUAGAAGCUUGACUAACUAAGUUACAAGACUACACAAUGUCAGAAAGCAGCGGCAGCCAUCUAAAUCAGCCUCUUGCCAACUACAACGCAGAACAUAAGAACAAAAGAAUAGGUAAAGCAAAGUGGUCACCCACAAGGCUCGAUUGGUCACCCUGCGCGCACCCAGGCCUUGAAGAUUCCUGUAACCCAAAGAUAUGGAAGGAGGCUUGGCAGGUCGAUCAUCCCAAAAGGGAA
Messenger RNA from Aspergillus novofumigatus IBT 16806, 862 nucleotides. RefSeq lists its product as uncharacterized. Bases 155 to 640 code for a protein of 161 amino acids. The transcript has a single exon. The record is from RefSeq and is a predicted model, not a curated record. NCBI's taxonomy places the organism in Eukaryota, Fungi, Ascomycota, Eurotiomycetes, Eurotiales, Aspergillaceae.